Molecule: messenger RNA, 3977 nt
Organism: Nannospalax galili (Upper Galilee mountains blind mole rat)
Lineage: Eukaryota; Metazoa; Chordata; Mammalia; Rodentia; Spalacidae
Gene: Cntrob
Product: centrobin, centriole duplication and spindle assembly protein
Exons: 19
Coding region: 923-3646 (907 amino acids)
Biological process (GO): centrosome separation; centriole replication; mitotic cytokinetic process
Cellular component (GO): centrosome; centriole
Source: RefSeq, a predicted model, not a curated record
GCUGGGUAUCGCGGGCUGGUGAUGUAACCAGGCGAGGGAGGCGGGACUGAGCGUGGUGGGCGGGAGGAUGCCAACGGUUUUGAGAGUAGAUCCCCGCGCGACCAAAGGGUGGACAUCGGCCUUUCUGGGUCGGGGUUCGGGGCUGGGGUACAAUCCUUCUGUCCACCUUGGCAAGUUGGGGGCUGAGGACUGACGGUGCAGAGAAUUAGUGGGAACCGGGUGGUCGCGGUAAAGGCGCUCGGGCUGGUCUGGAGGACGCGUGAUAUUUAGGGACAUAGGAGAUUGUGGCAGGGUUCACAAGGUUUCUUUUGGUGGGGUGAGGUGGGAGGGAUUCUACGGAUCUCAGCUGUGGCCCUGGAGGGUCUGGAGCAGAUAUUCAAGGGAGCUGACUGGGUAGAACAGGUGGAGAGGGGUGGGAUGGGUGUGUUGGCAAUGAGGUCCUGCCUCUUUUUGCCCUAAAACUAACUGGGGGGCAGACAUUGGGUUUCUGUUGGGUUUGGGGUCUGUUUUCAGUUUGCAGGUUUUGGUGUGAAGACGGUAUGAGGGCGUUCAAUUGACCAGGGAUAGCCAGUGCUGGAGUUGAUCUGCAGCUUCCAGCCCUCAAGUUGGGAAGGAGCUGCAGCGGUGCUGUGGCCCCAAGGGUGCUCUUCUGUCCAGCGUCGCCUCUACCCUGCACACCCACUGUGUUUCCCAGGAGCUGCGGGGAGGAAUGCCUUUGCCCUCUCCAUGGCCUCUGGAGCCCAUGGAAACCUUCCCUUUUAUCAGAAAGCCUUGAUACCCUUAUUUGCUGAGGAUCCACCAAGGCAUCUUCCUCCCUUCCAAAUCUUCCUUCUCUGUGAACUUAUCCCCAAAUUUGGACUCCUUCAAAACUGAACUAGGAGUUCCCAGUUUUCUGCUGUAUCCAGCUGCCUCUUUGCUUCUCAUGGCAACAUCAGCCACCAGCCCCAGUUCACCUCUUGGGACAGAGGAUCUCCUGAACCAUUCAUCAGAGCUUCCUGGGUUGAACCAGGUGUCCUCUGAGGUAACCUCCCAGCUCUAUGCUUCUUUGCACCUCAGCCGCGAGGCUGAGGCCACAGCCCGAGCCCAGCUGUAUUUAGCCUCCACCUCUUCACCUCCUAAUGAGGCCUUAGACAGUUUGGCUCAAGAGCUUAGUCGCAGCUUGUCAGUUGGAUUGGAGAACAACUCGAAGAAAAAGGUGAGAGAGGAUGGUUCUAAGCAUAUCUUUGAAAUGGAAAGUGUUCGUAGCCAGCUCCAGACCAUGCUCCAUACCUCACGUGAUACUGCCUAUCGUGAUCCCCUCACUCUAGGAAUUGGCUUAGAGAGACGGGAAGAGGACUCCUUUGAUAGUGACAGCACAGCUACCUUGCUCAACACCCGGCCCCUGCAAGACUUGUCUCCAUCCAGCUCAGCCCAGGCACUGGAGGAGUUGUUUCCCCGCUACACCAGCCUUUGUCCAGGGCCCCCACUCAAUCCCCCAGAUUUUCAAGGAAUGAGAGAUGCACUGGACUCAGAACAUACACGCCGCAAGCAUUGUGAGCGCCACAUUCAGAGCCUACAGACUCGAGUGCUGGAGUUGCAACAACAGCUAGCUGUGGCUGUGGCUGCUGACCGCAAGAAAGAUAUCAUGAUUGAACAACUAGACAAGACCCUGGCCCGAGUGGUAGAGGGCUGGAACCGGCAUGAGGUGGAACGGACGGAGGUGCUUCGGGGAUUUCAAGAAGAGCGCCAGGCAGCAGAAAUCACCAGAAGCAAGCAACAGGAGACAGUAACCCGCCUGGAACAAAGCCUUUCUGAGGCCAUGGAAGCCUUGAAUCGUGAACAGGAGGGUGCCAGGCUACAGCAGAGGGAAAGAGAGGCACUGGAAGAAGAAAGGCAAACACUGACUCUGAGGUUGGAGGUGGAGCAGCAGCAGUGCCGGGCCCUACAGGAAGAGCGGGAUGAGGCUAGGGCUGGGCAACUCAGUGAGCGCAGGAACCUGGAGACACUUCAGAUUGCCCUAGAAAAAGAGCGGCAGGCCUGGGCCCAGCAGGAACACCAGCUGAAUGAACGCCACCAGGCACUACAGGAGGAAGGCCAGGCUCAGCUGGAAAGGGAGAAGGGGAACAGCCAGAGGGAGGCGCAGGCAGCCCGGGAGGCCCAGCAGCAGUUGGUGCUGGUGCAGUCUGAGGUGCGGCGGCUGGAAGGGGAGCUGGACACAGUCCAGAGAGAGAGAGACGCUCUGCAGCUGGAAAUGAGCUUGGUUCAGGCUCGAUAUGAGAGUCAGCGGAUCCAGAUGGAGUCAGAGCUGGCUGUACAGCUGGAGCAGCGGGUGACUGAGCGGCUGGCAGAGGCUCAAGAGAACAGCCUGCGGCAGGCAGCCUCCCUAAGGGACCAUCACAGGAAGCAGCUGCAGGAGCUCAGUGAGCAGCACCAGCAGGAACUGGCCACCCAUUUGGCUCAGUUCAAGGUGGAAAUGGCUGAACGAGAGGAACGGCACCUGCAGGUGGCUCAGGACUAUGAGCUCAGACUGGCACGGGAACAAGCACGGGUGCGUGACCUGAAGAGUAGCAACCAACAUCUGGAGGAACAGCGGGUGGAACUGGUAGAACGGCUCCAAGCCAUGCUGCAGGCCCACUGGGAUGAGGCCAGCCAGCUGCUUAGUACCACUCUUCUGCCUCCCAACCCUCAGGCUCCUCCUGCUGAGCCCUCUAGCCCUGGGCCUCCAGAGCUGGAGAAGGAGGAGAGGAGGAUCUGGACUAUGCCUCCUAUGGCUGUGGCCCUGAAACCUGUGAUGCAGCAAAGCCGAGAAAUGAGGGAUGAUCUGCCUGGAGUGCCUCCUGAUCUCUGUUGCCCCUCCCCAGAUCUUAGCCUCCUGUUGGGGCCCUCUUUUCAGAGUCAGAACUCCUUCCAGCCCUUGGAUCCCAAACCUGACCUGGCUCCACCUACAGCUGGACCCUUCUCUGCACUCGAGGCUUUUGAUGUUGAUCACAGGGCAGAACGACCAUUCCCUGAGGAGAACCCUGGAUCUGCUGGAGAUGGCUCCCUGAAGCCAGGGCUGCCACCUGCUUCUCAUCUUGAAGGCCUCAAGAAUUUUUUGCAGCAGCUGCUGGAGACAGUACCUCAGAGCAAUGAGAACACCUCUGUUGACCUGUUGCCUGCUAAAUCUGGUUCUCAGACUGUCCCGUCUUGGGAGGAAGCCCCUCAAGUGCCACGCCUUCCACCCCCUGUCCAUAAAACUAAAGUUCCCUUAGCCAUGGCGUCCAGUCUUUUCCGGGCCCAUGAGCUUCCCUCAUCCCAUUACCAAGGCAGUGGUCUCAGCACUGGCUCUCCAGAGAGAGGUACAGAUGGGCUCCACUCCCCAAAGCAGCUGAUGGAGGUGUCUGAGCUGUUACGUCUGUACCAUGCUCGGGGCUGGGGUGCUCUACCUGCAGAGGACCUACUGUUCUACCUGAAGAGACUGGAACAUGGCAGGACUGAUGGCCAAGGGGUGACUGUCCCCAGAAGGAAUACAGAUUCCCGCUUGGGUGAGAUCCCCCGGAAAGAGAUCCCCUCCCAGGCUGUUCCUCGCCGCCUUGCUUCAGCCUCUAAGACCGAAAAACCUGCUCGGAAGAAAAGUGGGCAGCCUGCCCCUAGUAACCUGAGGAAUCGGGGAGGAGUUUGGAGAUGAGCCUCACCCCUUCUCUGCUCUCUUCUUCCUCUUCUGGUGCUUAUUUUAACAAAUGCUCAGUAGUUUGUAUCAGAGGAAUUUGGAAAAUGGAGAUUUUGUAGAAAGCUACUUUGUAAAGAAACCUCACUCUGUUUCAGUAUUUCUUAAGAAUGUGUUUGUAAUUUCCUAUGAGAAAAGACACAAAUGUAUUGAGGCUGCUGUUUGACUAGACUAGGAGUGUGAGUGUGGCGAGGCUGCAAAGUGAAUCUUUGCAGUGAUCAGCUGCUUAGAAUUGUUAGUGACUCCUAGUCUCUUUUACACAUUUUGUAUUUUCUAUUAAAAGUAUGUAUUA